Molecule: messenger RNA, 807 nt
Organism: Papaver somniferum (opium poppy)
Lineage: Eukaryota; Viridiplantae; Streptophyta; Magnoliopsida; Ranunculales; Papaveraceae
Exons: 2
Coding region: 232-468 (78 amino acids)
Source: RefSeq, a predicted model, not a curated record
GUUAAGUUAAGGAUGUAGCACUUGACCACUGUUCCAACCUAUCUAAAAAAAAAAAAGUAAAAUUCUACAAAAUGUUCUUCUAGAAAAAGGAAAAAUAAACAAGUUACCGGAUUUUCAUAAGAAUUAAAAAAAAUACUACCAAACGGGGACUAAACCAAGGUAUGUCCCGGUCCGGUGUAUCUCAUUUUAUAACUUCUUAACGAAAGGGGAAGGGAAAAGAGAGUGAGAGAGAUGGCGGGUGCAUUUUGGGGGACAAGGUUUCUGGAGAUAGUGAAGAAGCACGACUCAGGUGGGAAGGUCUGGAAAAAAAUAAAGCUUACUCCUACUAGAAAAGCCAAUGCCAAGAAGAGACUUCUUAGGGUUUGGCAGAAUGAGGCAGUCUUGAAGGCAUUAUCUGCUGAACCUCCUUCAGGAUCUGCAGUAGCUGGGGGUACUCAAAAGGAGGAAAAAAGCAGCAACAGCACGUAACCUUACUUAACCAGCAAAGUGAGUAAAAUAGGAAAUUGUGAGCCAGGAGGACGGUUUUUGUCCAUUAUGAGCUGCAUGGUACAUAAAUCUUUUCAGCUUACAAAUGAAACUUGAAUUGAAUAUUUCACUAGCUGUUUGGUUCUUUUUGAUCUAUGAAUGUUUAUCUAAUUGUGAUGAAGAUUGAGGGUCUUUUUCUUUGUUCGUAGAUAUUCGUAUCUGAACCUAGUAUGUUCAGGAAUUCUUCAUGCAAGUUAGUUUUCGAGUGUAAAAGAAAAAAUAAAAAUAAAAUUACUUUGUUGUUGUUGAGCUGAUAUAAGUUUGAAUGUCCAUUGUCCUACA